UGAAAGUCGAAAAGCCUCAACAGAUUGAGAUAGGAUGAAAAGUUGCAAAACUUCCCUAAACUCUUCCUCUUCCCUGCAGAGUAGAACUUCCUCUUUCUCUAUCUACAAAUGAGGGCCACUCCGAUCAUCUCUCCUAAAGAAGCAGCUCCCCUUAGAUGAAGACACCCUUUUCAGCGGUCAUCUCCGCCACCUUAUUGUUUCUCGCCGCCGUGUGCCCUCCUCCUCCUUCCGCGCAUGGUCUUGGCGGCUCCGCCGCGACCCUCGCCGUAGUCUACGGUUCUUCCAUCACCGUCUGCACCAUAGUUGCGCAGCAGCCAAUCCAACAGAUUCAAUGCUGGCGGAACGGCAAGUUACUGCCGCCCAUCCUUCCCACCACGUCCUUCGACGCCGUUGCCGGUGGCCGGGACACCCUCUGCGGCUUUCGGUCCGGGGGUUUCAGCCUCCUCUGCUGGAACACAACACUCAAUCCGAAGAGAAUUUACGACGACGCUUCGUCUCCGCUGACUUCUCUCGUGAUUGGCGACACUCAAAUUUGUGCGUUGAGGAACGUUACUUCGGGGAAUAAUAAUGCGAUUUGCUGGCGAGGAAAUAGUGUUUCUUGGGCUCGAAUUCCUACUGGUAAUCCUCAAUUUCGCGUGAUUUCAUCCGGGUUGGGAUUUUCUUGCGGAGUUCUUGAGAAUAAUAACCGGGUUUUGUGCUGGGGAGAUGAUGGAACUUCUCUUUCGAUACAAUCGGAGUUCAAGAAUUCUUCGAUGAUGAAUAUUCAGGUCGGGGGAGGGUUUGCUUGCGGGAUGAAUAAUGCCGGAUUUGUGGUCUGCAAGGGGAAUAACGAUAAUGGACAACUCAACGUACCCGCUAAUACGGCGUAUGAAUACAGGGGUCUGGCUCUGGGGGCCAACCACAGCUGCGCGAUCAGAAGACUGAACCACACGGUGGUUUGUUGGGGUGGAAAUGGUGAGUUCUCUAGUAGUAUAACUGAUGGCAUUUCGUUUGAAUCAAUUGUCGCAGGGCUUGAUUUUACUUGUGGAUUGAUCACAAGCAAUUUCUCGAUUAUUUGUUGGGGUCCCGGUUGGCCUAAUCGGUAUUAUGAAUCUGGGAUAGAGCUGCCUUUGCAGAAGACUCUUCCAGGGCCGUGCGUGGAGAAGGGGUGUGAGUGCAAUUUAUACCCUGAAUCUCAAGUACUUUGUUCUGGAAAUGGUCAUAUUUGUAGACCUUGUGAUAUUCCAACUUCAAUUCCACCAAUUUCACCGCCAUCACUUGCACCUCCACUAGUUGUUAUUAGUCCUUCCCCGCCUUCUAAAGGGCUCAGAAGGGGUUUAUUGGCUUUCGCUGUUGUUGGAUCAGUUGGUGGAUUGGCUGGGAUCUGUACAAUGGUUUAUUGUUUGUGGACUGGUGUUUGUAUUGGGAAGAAGAAGAUUCAUAAUUCUGUGCAGCCAACCAUUAAUGGUUCUAAUGCUGCUCAACAGUCUAGUAGCAGUCCACCUUCACGAUCAUCCACUCUUAGGCGCCAAGGUUCGAUACUCAUGAGGCGCCAGAGGAGUGGGACGUCGUCGAAACACACCGACAGGGCCGAGGAGUUCUUGUUCUCGGACCUUGUUGCCGCUACCAAUGAUUUUUCUUUAGAGAACAAGAUUGGAGCUGGGAGCUUUGGGGUCGUUUAUAAAGGGAAACUUCCUGAUGGUCGUGAGGUCGCUAUUAAAAGAAGUGAGACGGGUCCAAAGACAAAGAAGUUUCAAGAGAAGGAGAGUGCGUUUGAGUCAGAACUAGCGUUCUUGUCUCGGCUUCAUCACAAGCAUUUGGUUAGGCUAGUGGGUUACUGUGAUGAGAGGGAUGAGAGGCUUUUAGUUUACGAGUAUAUGAAGAAUGGAGCUCUGUAUGAUCAUUUGCAUGACAAGAACAACGUUGAAAAGAGUAGUAGCAUUGUGAAUUCUUGGAAAAUGAGGAUCAAGAUUGCACUGGACGCCGCUCGUGGGAUUGAGUACCUCCACAACUAUGCAGUUCCUCCAAUAAUUCAUCGAGACAUUAAGUCUUCAAACAUAUUGCUCGAUGCAAAUUGGACUGCUAGAGUGUCUGAUUUUGGAUUGUCGCUAAUGGGGCCUGAGAAUGAUCGCGAUUAUAGGCCAACCAAGGCAGCGGGUACAGUGGGAUACAUCGACCCAGAAUAUUAUGGACUAAAUGUGUUGACAGCAAAGAGUGAUGUUUAUGGUCUUGGAGUGGUGUUGUUAGAACUUUUGACAGGGAAGAGGGCUAUAUUCAAGAUGGGCGAAAACGGAGGGGCACCAAUCAGCCUGGUCGAUUAUGCUGUGCCAGCAAUCAUGGCCGGUGAACUAGCCAAGAUUUUGGACCCUCGAGUUGGUUCACUGGAAAUGAAUGAAUCGGAGGCGGUGGAACUCGUGGCCUACACCGCAAUGCACUGUGUGCAUUUGGAAGGCAAAGAUAGGCCUACAAUGACCGACAUUGUCGCUAAUCUGGAACGAGCAUUGAGUCUAUGUGAUGAUAGCCAUGGCAGCAUCUCUAGUGGUCCAAUCUCCUUUAUUUCAGAUUAAAGAAUUAGACAUAGCAUAAAGAAAUUCGAUUCUUUCCUCUUUUUUUUCCCCUUCUUUCUAUUCAAGAUUUUUCAGCUAGAUAUGUGGGUACAAUUUGUCAAGUGUAAAGGUUGUUCUGUUCUAACAUGAGCUGUAGUGUAGGAUUUUGUAGAACACUAACAGCCACCACUAUUCUUUUUCCACAUAAUUUCUGAUUUGAAAUCAAGAAAAUAUGAAUUUCUAGCUUCCCAUUUUCAUAGAAGUAUAUGCACAAGUUCUUGCAUAUGAUAUGAAAGAUGAGAACAUGCCUAAUUGAUUACGACCGAGAGCAGAAUUGCUGAUGAAACGUUGUUACUUGUUUGAAUGGUAUUGUGUCUUCCUAUGUAGAACUAUGAUUUCCAUACAUGUAUAGUUAAAACUUUAGUAACAUGUAUAGAUGAUGGGUUUUGC
This is a messenger RNA of Sesamum indicum (sesame), 2975 nucleotides long. RefSeq names its product putative serine/threonine-protein kinase-like protein CCR3. Lineage: Eukaryota; Viridiplantae; Streptophyta; Magnoliopsida; Lamiales; Pedaliaceae. The record is from RefSeq and is a predicted model, not a curated record. Gene Ontology annotation, molecular function: protein kinase activity; ATP binding. Gene Ontology annotation, biological process: protein phosphorylation.